This is a messenger RNA of Anarrhichthys ocellatus (wolf-eel), 1743 nucleotides long. RefSeq names its product caveolae associated protein 2b (gene cavin2b). Gene Ontology annotation, cellular component: cytoplasm; caveola. The record is from RefSeq and is a predicted model, not a curated record. Gene Ontology annotation, molecular function: protein kinase C binding. NCBI's taxonomy places the organism in Eukaryota, Metazoa, Chordata, Actinopteri, Perciformes, Anarhichadidae.
CACACACUCACACACACACACUCACACACUCACACACACAAAGAGGUGGAGAUCAGUAUUUUUCUGCAGCAGAAAGACUUUCUGGAGUUUUGCUUCAACUCUGAGUCGUCUCUCUGACGAGUGAGGACAGUCAUGGUGACCACGGAGACCCACCAGACCCAGGACCUACUGGUCCCCCCUCUGAACCAUGACCAGCAGGACCAGCAGGACCAGCAGGAGGACGACCAAGUCUCUCCCUUAUCCGCCCUGGUAGGAUUUGACCCCGAGACGAUGAGUCAGGGUCCCGUCAACGCCAUCACAGUCCUCACUCUGCUGGACAAACUGGUCAACAUGCUGGACGCCGUUCAGGAGAACCAGAACAAGAUGGAGGUGCAUCAGGUGGAGAUGGAAGGUGUGGUCAGAGGGAUCCAGGCUGAUAUGACCAAACUCUCCAAGAGCCACAGUCACACCUCCAACACCGUCAGCAAGCUGCUGGACAAGAGCCGCAAACUGUCCGUCACCAUGAAGGAGGUUCGUGAUAAGAUGGAGCGUCAGGGUCACCAGGUGAGGAAGUUGGAGGCGAACCAUCAUCACCUGAUCAGCAGGAACAACUUCAAAGUUCUCAUCUUCCAGGAGGAGAACGAGAUCCCCUCCAGUGUCUUCGUGAAGGAUCCUCCUCCGUUCCCUCGUGAUGAGAUUUUGGAAGAAGGCGAUGAAACGAUGGCGGGCGUCACCGACGGCAACCGUUCCCAGGAGGGCGGGCUUCACACCAUCGACCUAUCGUCUGAUGAGGACGUCGGGCUGGAGGCGGAGCUAGAGGACGAAGAGAUGUGGCCUCACGAUCUGGAGAACAUGGAGAAGUCCAGAGCGGAGAAACUGAAACAUUCCAGUCUGAAGAAGGUCGACAGUCUGAAGAAGGCGUUCUCCAGGCAAAACAUCGAGAAGAAGAUGACCAAGAUCGGAACAAAGAUUGUUUCUCAGGAACAACGAGAGAAGAUCAAGAAGAGAACCUCCAGUCUGAAGGUUUCACCUCUGACCUUCAGCAUCAGGAAGCCUCGGAGCAGCUCCGACUCUCAGCCCCCCGAUGCCUCUCUUCAGGUGGACGACUCUGUGGUCGUCGAGGCCGACGUCGACCUCUCUCCACUAGGCGACACUGACCAGGAGGUCUCUUUCACCGAGGUCCAUGCCCAGCUGGCUCCGGACGAGCAGGAGUUGAAAGAGGAGGAGGAGGAACAGGAGGAGGAGAAGAAAGAAGAGGAACAGGAUAAGGAGGAGGAGCAGGAGAAAGAGGAGGAGGAGAAGGGAGGUGUGGAGGAUCUGUCGGUGGUCUCAGAGGGAGUCAGUGAAGACUACACUCUGUCCUCCACGCUGCCUCAAGAGGAGAAAGAGGAGGAACCCUGAACACUCAGAUUGUUCAAGGAACGGUUCAACAUUUAGUGAAGUUCCUCUCUGGGAGUCAGAUCAAUCAUUUAUUAUGACCUCACAACCAUCAAUGAUGUUCAGAUUGUUUCCAUGUUUCCACCUCAGCAUGAAGACAGCUAGCUUAGCAUAAACAGCAAGUUAGCUUCCUCAGAGAGAAGUAGAGUUCACUAAAUGUUGACCUGUGCCUUUAAAGUGUUAUUAAUGGAUAGAACCAUGUAACUCCAACAUUUUAAUUUUUCUGAUUUUUAAAUUUAGGUUUUGAAUGAAGUCUGAGAAUUUUCAGUUUAUUCUUCAACUGAUCUGAAAACCUAAAAAAUAAAAACAUCACUAAAUUUGGAGUUA